CCUUGGCUCGAAGCUUGAUCCCGCAACGCAACAAAGACUCGCAUAGCUGCGCACAGCCUCUGAUGGCCAUGGCAUUGAUCUCUUUGUUUGCUUGUUUGGUGUCUGUGGCGGCCCUCCCCAUUGAAGAGACAGACACCAACUUAAUCUACUGCAACUUUCCGGUGGAGCCAGAGGUGCUGGCGAACUACCUCAACGGUGACAAACUCAUGCCGGACUUGUACGAAGGCAAGGCCUGGGUGUCCCUCAUGGUUUUCAACCUGGAGAGCUUGAAGUUGCAGAGUCCCCUGGGCAAGAUCCCGAUGGGCGGGGGUGGCGAGAUGGUAAAGCUCUCCACCUACGUGAGGACCAAGGACAGCGCUAGCAAGGCGGGGUAUUUGAUGCUGGACUUGGACUUUCCACAAGGCGCUCGCGGGUGGAUGCAGCGGGCAGGGUGCAGCUUCACCCAGAAGGGCCUCCACUGCGGUGAGGUCGAGGUCCAGGUGUCCGCCAACCUGACCAGCGUGUUUGCUUCCAGCUCGGACGGAGCUUCCUUGUCGGCUGAGUUUGAGGUGUUGGAGGAAGAAGAUGCCAAGUUCUUGGAAUACAUCAUUUACAGGCCCUACAAGGUGCUCCAGGAGGGCAAGCAAGGCACGGUGCGCAUGGCGAAACAGGAGGGCAAGGAUCCUCCCAGCCCAAGCCUAUGCUCUAUGGCCCCGCUUGCGGAGGCAGCAGGCACUGUGGCAGGGCGCCGCCUCAAGGUCUCGAAUUUGCAGAGCAGCUUCUUCCAUAAGCGCUGGCCCCAGCUCUCGGCCAGCGAGAACCAGCAGGACGCCCGCUGCUUCCUCUCGCCCAAGCUGGUUUUCGUGGACCACGAUGCAGACCUCGUGUCUGUGGCUUCGAACUUCUUUGCCUAGAGCAAAUGCCCAGAGGGUCUGAGGUCGAUCCCAUGCCGAGAAAGCGGCUUUUCAUUUGGAAGCACCCGCAGCAAAGCUGGCAAUGGGUGUUGGCGUGCAAAGUUGGGAAGCUUCACAAAGCCUGAUGCCGCAAAAAGCCGGUUUUCUUAAUGCUGGGUGCUGAGACAGCGGCCGGCGGUCUGUGGCGCAGGCGACUUUGAUCAAAUCCGAACAGUUCCAACCAUC
Messenger RNA from Effrenium voratum, 1118 nucleotides. The record is from the annotation of a GenBank genome assembly. NCBI's taxonomy places the organism in Eukaryota, Dinophyceae, Suessiales, Symbiodiniaceae.